CGGGAAUGCCACCUACCGUAUCAGCUCUUUGGGAUUUUUGCAUUACACAACGGUCACUCUUGGAACGCCGGGGAUGAAGUUUCUGGUAGCCCUAGAUACUGGGAGUGAUCUGUUUUGGGUACCCUGUGAUUGUUCCAAUUGCACUUCUACUGAUGAUUCCACUCUCUAUGAUUCUGAUUUUGCUCUUAGCAUUUACAACUUCAAUGGAUCAUCAACAGGAAAGAAGAUCACCUGCACCAACACCUUCUGCUCUCAUCGUAGCAACUGCCUUGACGCAUUUAGCCGUUGCCCUUAUUCUGUUUCGUAUCUCUCGUCGGAGACUUCAACUUCUGGAGUCUUGGUUGAAGAUGUUCUGCAACUGGAAACAGAUGACACUGAUGAAAAGUUUGUUGAUGCUUAUGUUAUCUUCGGGUGUGGUCAAGUGCAAACAGGUUCAUUCCUAGAUGUUGCAGCACCAAAUGGGUUAUUUGGGCUUGGUUUUGAGAAAAUAUCGGUCCCAAGCGUUCUAUCUCAACAAGCGUACAUACCGAAUUCUUUCUCGAUGUGUUUUGGGCGUGAUGGAGUGGGAAGGAUUAACUUUGGAGAUAAGGGUAGUGUUGACCAGGAAGAGACCCCGUUCCAUUUGAAUCCGUUGCAGUAAGUGCCCGAGGUACAACAUCACCAUUGCACAGGUUCAGGUUGGCACUGAUAUUAUUGAUUAUGAGUUCGCUUCACUUUUUGAUACUGGAACUUCCUUCACCUAUCUGGAUGAUCCGCCUUACACAAAACUCUCACAAAGUUUUGACUCACAAACACAGGAUAGACGAUUUGAGUUUGAUCAAAGAAUCCCUUUUGAGUAUUGUUACGAAAUGAGAUCUAAUUCAAGUACUAGUUUGGUUCCUACUAUGAGCCUGACAAUGGAAGGAGGAGGCCGCCUUGUAGUCUUUGAUCCUGUGAUAGUCAUCCCCCUUGAGAGUCAACUUGUGUAUUGCCUUGCUGUUCUGAAGAGCCAAGAUUAUAAUAUAAUUGGGCAGAACUUUAUGACAGGAUACCGGUUUGUGUUUGAUCGAGAAAAGGUCAGUCUUGGGUGGAAGAAGUUUGACUGUUAUGACAUUGAGACGCCAAACAUGCCAUCAAAUACAACCAGUGUGGCUCCUGCUGUGGCUGCUGGUGAUAUAGAAUCAGAUGGGAGGGCAGACAUUACACAUAAAUCAUUUGCAUUCCCUGUUAGUGAUAGGCUCACCACAUUUGCUCUGGUUCACAUUUGCCUAGUGUUUCUUGGUCUCCUUGUAUAGACAUGAUGAUCCUAUCUGUAUGUUGAACAGAAUGCUAGUGAUUGGUUUGGGAGGUAUAGAGUUUUGUUUUGUGCAGUUUUUUGUAUGCCAUUCUGGCCCUGGACAUAUGUUUGUAGAUAUAAUGUAAAUACAUGUUUUAGGAUAUAUAUAUAUUCCUGUAGUAAG
This is a messenger RNA of Cuscuta epithymum, 1439 nucleotides long. NCBI's taxonomy places the organism in Eukaryota, Viridiplantae, Streptophyta, Magnoliopsida, Solanales, Convolvulaceae. The record is from the annotation of a GenBank genome assembly.